This is a messenger RNA of Acanthosepion pharaonis, 615 nucleotides long. Lineage: Eukaryota; Metazoa; Mollusca; Cephalopoda; Sepiida; Sepiidae. The record is from the annotation of a GenBank genome assembly.
AUGCGAUUCGUUAAAUGUAAAAUCAUUAUGUAUACAAUAUUUUCAAUCGCUUUAUUCAUACUUAUCAAACUCACCAUAUCUAUUUCAAUAUGUUUUUCUUUCUUUCUUUCUUUCUUUCUUUCUUUCUUUCUUCAUUUGUCACCUGGCUGGUUAGUAACUAAAAUGCACCACUCUCUUCCUAUCUAUCUAUCUAUCUAUCUAUCUAUCUAUCUAUCUAUCUAUCUCAGUCUUACAUAUUCAUUUUUCACUUUCUUUCUUUCUUUCUUUCUUUCUUUCUUUCUUUCUUUCUUUGUAUGUAUAUAUGUAUGUAUCUAUUUCAGUUCAAAUCUAUCUAUCUCAGUGUUACAUAUUCAUUUUUCUCUUUUUCUUUCUUUCCUUCUUUCUUUUUUUCUUUCUUUCUUUCUUUGUUUGUUUCUUUCUUUCUUUCUUACAUUCUUUCUUUCUUUCUUUGUAUGUAUGUAUUUAUCUAUUUCAGUUUGUUCAAAUCUAUCUAUCUAUCUAUCUAUCUAUCUAUCUAUCUAUCUAUCUAUCUAUCUAUCUCAGUCUCUUCCUAUCUAUCUAUCUAUCUAUCUAUCUAUCUAUCUAUCUAUCUAUCUCCCUUUUUAUUUUAUUUAA